This is a messenger RNA of Emiliania huxleyi CCMP1516, 858 nucleotides long. RefSeq lists its product as hypothetical. The coding region runs from base 1 to 858 and encodes 285 amino acids. Gene Ontology annotation, biological process: endoplasmic reticulum to cytosol auxin transport. The record is from RefSeq and is a predicted model, not a curated record. The transcript has 2 exons. Gene Ontology annotation, cellular component: membrane. NCBI's taxonomy places the organism in Eukaryota, Haptophyta, Isochrysidales, Noelaerhabdaceae.
AUGACUUUCGCCAUCCUUCGAGCGGCUGCGGCCUCGGUUGGAACUGCCAGCGCGAUGGCGGCCAGCGGCGCCUUCCUGCGCUGGGAGGGCACGAUGACGGCGCAGGUCUCAAAGGGCUUGUCCAAGAUAUCGAUGACGUGCACGAUGCCGUGCCUCCUGUUCGCCAGUGCCAUUGGCUGUAGGGGCGUGGUGGCUGGCGAGGAGUGCCCCCGCCUGCUCGAUUUGCUGGAGUGGCCCUUGCUUGUUCUGCCGUUUCUGUACGUUUUCGUCGGGCUCGUCGUUGGCUCGGCGGCUGCGCGGGUCGGCGGGACGCGCCCCGAGUUUCGGAGGGCCGCCACUGCCUCGGUCGCCUUUGGCAACUCCACCGGCCUGCCAAUCACGCUGCUGGGCGUCAUCAACUCUCAGGCGGGAGUCGCUCCAAUGUUUGGCCGAGACACCGGCCUCAACCUCACCUACCUCGCCACGUACCUGCUCAUCUAUCCGGUGCUGCAGUGGAGCGUGGGAGGCUGCCUCCUGCAGCGCCGCGGCGGAGCGCCGGGCGGCGAGCCCGAGCCUCCGAUCGCGUCGCUGCACACGAGCAUCGGGCCCCGCCGCUGGAGCAGCAGCGACGUCGGAGAGGACGCCGAGCGCGCGGCGGCCGUCUGGGCUGCUGCUGCUGCUGCGGCUUCGGCCGCACAGCCGCCUUUGGACGCGCCCUCUCCCCUCCAGACGCUGUCGACGGCGCUGCAGCGGGUGCUGCCACCGCCCGUGCUUGGGGCACUGGCCGGCAUGUGCGUCGCCCUCACGGCAGGCGGAGGAGCGUACUCGCCUCGGGCGUGGCUGCUUGCAGAGUGCCCGGGAGAGGCGCGCGGCGAGUAG